This is a messenger RNA of Protobothrops mucrosquamatus (brown spotted pit viper), 859 nucleotides long. RefSeq names its product keratin 222 (gene KRT222). The coding region runs from base 1 to 846 and encodes 281 amino acids. The record is from RefSeq and is a predicted model, not a curated record. The transcript has 6 exons. NCBI's taxonomy places the organism in Eukaryota, Metazoa, Chordata, Lepidosauria, Squamata, Viperidae.
AUGGAACUGUCCCAGCUCCUCAAUGAGAUCAGGGCAAACUAUGAAACGCUCCUCAGCCGAGGAGAGACCCAGGUAAUGUCCACAUACAGACAGCUAGAAAAAGUCACAACUGCAAGAAUGAACAAAGAUGAGGAAAUCUUAAAGGCGGCAAGGGCAGAGCUAAAUGAAGCUAGACACCAGUGGCAUCAUAUGCAAACCGAAAUAGACUCUCUUCAUGCCAUGGAAAGGGGGUUGGAGAAUUCGCUACGGGCCACAGAACUACGAUACCAAACACAGCUCAAGCACAUAGAAACAGAGAUUGAAGAUCUGGAGAAGGAACUCCAAGAAGUGAGGCAGGACAUCGAAAAACAGCUCCAGCAACAUGAAAUAUUAUUGAAUUCCAAGAUGAGACUUGAGCAGGAAAUAGCUACCUAUCGUAGUCUGCUGGAGAAGGAAGAGAAAAGGUUUCAUUAUUCAAAACACGAAGAAACAAAAGAUGUCAGAAAACCUACUACCAGCCGAAUAGCAUUUAUUUUACCUUCAUCAAGCAAGCUAAAAAAACAUGAAAUUGAAAAAGUGGAAAUACUGUCAAAGCAAGCAGUCUUAAAUGGAGGUAUUGCAAAGGAUAGCACAGACACUCAUAGUACAAUACAGACAGAAAAAGUAGAUGAAGUGAUUAAAGAGUGGGAAGGCUCUUUCUUCAAGGAUAACCCUCACUUAAGAAAAAAGUCUGUUUCUUUGCGCUUUGAUCUUCACCUGGCAGCUACAGAUGAAGAUUGUUUACAUAUGAAACAGAAAAGUCUGCCUGAUAUUGAAGUGAGAUUGGUUAUGAGACGGUCUUGCAGCAUCCCAUCAAUGAAAACUUAAAUCAGCGUCAAUU